This is a messenger RNA of Musa acuminata AAA Group (dessert banana), 1055 nucleotides long. Its product is annotated as large ribosomal subunit protein uL5c. The transcript has 3 exons. Bases 54 to 884 code for a protein of 276 amino acids. The record is from RefSeq and is a predicted model, not a curated record. Gene Ontology annotation, cellular component: ribosome. Gene Ontology annotation, biological process: translation. Lineage: Eukaryota; Viridiplantae; Streptophyta; Magnoliopsida; Zingiberales; Musaceae. Gene Ontology annotation, molecular function: RNA binding; structural constituent of ribosome.
ACAACUCGUCUCAAUCUUAUCUCGAUCCGUCCGCCGUCCUCCUUGCGGCCCAAAUGGCAAUCGCCGCCUCCGCUUCCGCGGUACGCUUCUCGUUGCUCGCCGCUCAGCCUCUCCAUCUUCCCACUCAUUGGGAGCCUGCUAUCCGCCUCAGGUCCACAACAACCCGGCAGGCCGUCAGGGCCUCCGCCGCCGCCGCCUUACCCCCGUUGCUCGCGUCGUCGCCGACCGGCAUAGUUCUUGUGGACCGCACGGAGGCCGAGAAGGUCAACCGUCUCAAGACCGCCUACCUGGAGAAGGUCGUCCCCCUCCUCAAAGAGGAGUUCUCCUACAAGAACAUCCACGAGGUGCCCAAGAUAGAGAAGGUUGUGGUGAACUGUGGAAUGGGGGACGCGGAGCAGAACUCGAAGGGGUUGGAGGCGGCAAUGAAAGACUUGGCGCUGAUAACGGGGCAGAGGCCGGUGAAGACCAAGGCGAAGAACUCCAUUGCUGCUUUCAAGCUGAGGGAGGGCGCCACUGUUGGCAUUGCCGUCACCCUCCGCGGUAAUGUAAUGUACUCAUUUCUUGACCGGCUCAUAAACCUUGGGCUCCCAAGGACCAGAGAUUUCCAAGGUGUCAAUCCAAACAGUUUUGAUGGGCAUGGAAACUAUAGCAUCGGCUUCCGUGAUCAAAGUGUGUUCCCAGAGAUCCGACAUGAAGCCCUUGGUAAGCAGAAGGGAAUGGACGUUUGCAUAACAACCACCGCAAAGACAGAUAAUGAGGCGCAAAGAUUGCUUGCUCUUCUUGGCAUGCCAUUUAGAGAGGGUGGAGGAGGCCCUACCGUGGUUGUGCACAAGAAGAAGAGAAAGGCUGCUCAUUUUGACAGCAAAUCACGAGGAAGAAAGUAGAAUAGGCACUGUUCCAUCCAUCCUUGAGGUUUCAGUUUGUUGCUUUCUGAUAAACAUCAGUGUCUGUAAGGCCGACCCCUGUUUCCAGGUAUCUAUUGUUAUUUCCAUGCAAUGUUUAUAUGAUUCACCCAGAUUUGCCAGAGUUUAAUCAUUUUCAUGUUUAGUGUGAUA